AUGGAGACAGAAGCUGUGAACUACCAUAAUGACACAGGUGAGAUAACGGAUAUCCCUGUACUAGAAGCUGGAAAAAUAGUCAAUUGUCAAUUGGCCGCUCCCUGGGACAUCCAGGUGGUGAGCGACAAACGGGCUCAUCAUAAUGCACUGGAACGAAAACGUAGGGACCACAUCAAAGACAGCUUUCACAGUUUGCGGGACUUGGUCCCAUCACUCCAAGGAGAAAAGGCAACCCGGGCCCAAAUCCUAGACAAAGCCACAGAAUAUAUCCAGUAUAUGCGAAGGAAAAACCACACACACCAGCAAGAUAUUGACGACCUCAAGCGGCAGAAUGCUCUUCUAGAGCAGCAAGUCCAUGCACUGGAGAAGGCGAGGUCAAGUGCCCAACUGCAGACCAACUACCCCUCCUCAGACAACAGCCUCUACACCAACGCCAAGGGCAGCACCAUCUCUGCCUUUGAUGGAGGCUCAGACUCCAGCUCAGAGUCAGAGCCUGAAGAGCCCCAAAGCAGGAAGAAGCUCCUGAUGGAGGCCAGCUAAGUUGUGGGGCAGGCCAGCAAUAAAAACCUCUCUCUUUCCUCCGUCGUCUCAUCCUCCUUUCGGUUCAUCCUUAGAACCCUCAAACCUAUAUAAGAGACUAUUUGUUUUUUGGGUUUUUUUUCCUCUCUCUCUUUUUAAUUUUAUUUUUACAUAGAAGCUCUUGGACAACAGCUCUCGUUCUCCUUCCCAUGUUUCACUUUUUUUUUUUUUAAUUUCCCUUCAGGGAUUCCCUGUCCCCACCAGGAAUUUUUAAACCAAAACACCCCAACUUGGCAGCUUUUUUCUGUGGAGGACAGACAGCCGGCCGGACCUCUGAGCACAUGGUGUCCUGACCACCCACCAGCUCCUCCUGUGCUGCCGGGCACAGGACCGGAGGACUCCUGCCCCUCUCAGACCUCUCCUCUUGGGCCACCCUCACCUCUGUUUGAUAGACUUUGUGAAUCUGGACAGCUCUACUUGAAGAAGACAACCAGUUUGGCGUGAUCAGAAUAGCCCCCCUUCUUCAGGAUUUUUUCCUUCUGAAAAGCUGUUUAUUGCUCCUUGAAAGACCAGAUCCUUGAAGAACAUUAUUGUGUAAAAGGAAGUGGGGACAGAUUUG
This is a messenger RNA of Erinaceus europaeus (western European hedgehog), 1138 nucleotides long. Its product is annotated as protein max-like. The transcript has 3 exons. Bases 1 to 540 code for a protein of 179 amino acids. The record is from RefSeq and is a predicted model, not a curated record. Gene Ontology annotation, biological process: positive regulation of transcription by RNA polymerase II. Gene Ontology annotation, molecular function: DNA-binding transcription factor activity; protein dimerization activity. Gene Ontology annotation, cellular component: RNA polymerase II transcription regulator complex. NCBI's taxonomy places the organism in Eukaryota, Metazoa, Chordata, Mammalia, Eulipotyphla, Erinaceidae.